UUCGGACUUUAGGGACUCGAGGGGACACAUGUGGCGGUUUGUGCGGUUCUGCGUGAGCCGCGGGCUCCGCGCCGUGAGCGGCCAGGGGUCCGGGGCGGUCACGUGGUCCACCCUGGUCACGUGGUUGGGGUACCUGUCCGGGCUGGCCCUGGUGCUGGCGCCGGUGCUGGCCCUGCAGGCCCGCUGGGCGGCCCCCGUGCUGGCCCUGGCCCUGCUGGUGCCGGCGGCCGCGGGGCUCCUGCACGCCCGGUUCGGGCUGGAGCGGCUCGGGCCGGGGCUGGUCUACCUGUGGUUCGGGUUCCUGCUGGGGCUGCUCUGCUUCCAGGGCCCGGAGGAGCGGGGGGGCCCGGGGGGCCCCGGCCCGGGGGAGCGGGCCGCAGGACUCCUGCUUCCCGCCGGCGUGGCCCUCAGGACGGUGUGGUUGCUGCUGGACCGGGUCCUGGGGACGGAGGGAAAAGAACCGCUCUUUAUGAGGAGUCAGAAGGAGAGGACCAGGCCCCGGCCGGCUCUGCUCACGUCUGCGGAGCAGCUGGUCCUGCUGGGCUUCAGCGCGGCCAGCGCGGCGCUGCUGGUGCCGGCCGGCCUGAGCGUGGCGGUGCUGGUGUCGGCCCUGGCCGCCGUCAUGGUGGCGCUGCGCAUGAAGGUGCUGCUGGCGCUGCCCGGCCUGGCCUGCUUCGCCGCCGUGGCCGGCCUGCAGUUCUUCCCCGCCCUGGGCGUGGCCACCGACCCGGCGGCGCUGGCCUGCUUCUUCAGCCUGCUGCUGUGCGAGCCGCUGCUGGACGUGGUCUUCAGCGGGCUGUCGGUGACGGAGCGCUGGCAGCCCUACCUGGCCCGCCGGGCCCUGUGGAGACGCCUGUCGCUGCUGCCGCUGCUGCUGCUGGAGCUGCUCUUCGUGGCCCUGGCGGCCCGGAAACCGUCCCACUCGGACCGCUGGUACGUCCUGGUCCCCGGGUUCGUCCUGUGCCUCGUCUUCUGGGCCAUCUGCCACACGGUGUUCGUGAUCACGGCGUGGGGCUUCCACAGCAAGCUCAGCGACUGCCAGCGGCUGUGCCUGUCCCAGGGGCCCGACGGCACGAGUCUGGACAAGGUCAUGGCCUCCAGGGGCAUGAGACACUUCUGCCUGAUCUCCCAGCGGCUGGUGCUCUUCUCCCUGGUGUCCACCGGGGCCGUGGCCGCGCUCUGUUGGCAGGCGUCCAGCAGCAUCUUCGUGAGCGUGUUCCUGCUGGUGCUGCCGCUGGAGUCUCUGUUCCACGGACUCUUCUACGAGCUCGGCAACAGCCUGGGCGGGACGUGCGUGGGCUACGCCGUCGUCAUCCCCACCAACUACUGCAGCCCCGACGGCCAGCCCACGCUGCUUCCCCCCGGGCAGGUGCACGAGCUCAACAAGCGCUCCACCGGCAUGCUGAGCAGCGUGCAGCGCUUCUUCGCUCACCACAUGAUCGAGAACCACGGCUGCGACUACUCCACGAGCGGCGUGACGUUGGAGGCCCUGCAGGCCCGGAUCAAGGCCUUCCUGGAGCUCCGCACGGCCGACGGCCCUCGCCACGACACCUACGUCGUCUUCUACAGCGGACACACGCGGCGCUGCGGGGACUGGGCGCUGGCAGGCGGAGACGCGCUGCGGCUGCCUCAGAUCCUGGACUGGUGGCGGGAGAAGAACGGCGGCUCCUGCUCGCGCCUCAUCCUGGUGCUGGACUGCGAGGACUCGCUGCCGUGGGUGAAGGAGGUGCGGCGGGUGGAGGGCCCGUACGUGGCGGUGCAGGGGGCGGAGCUGGCCCGGGGGGCCGACGUGGAGCAGCAGGAGCCGCCGCAGCUCGGGGACUUCACCGCCCAGUGGGUGGAGUACAACUGCAACCCCAGCAGCGGCGUGCAGUGGUGCCGGCGGGGCCGGGCCGUGUCCGCCGCCUACGGCGUCUCCCGCCACUGGAGCGACUACACGCUGCACCUGCCCACAGGAAGUGACGUCACCAGCCACUGGAGCCUGUUCUUCCCGCGGGUCACCUACCCCGUGGUGCAGCUGGCGCUGUGGUGCGGCAGCCUGAACUUGCUGUGGAUCUGCGGCGUCUGCCUGCGAUGUCUGCGCAGAGUCAAGCUCAACUGGUUCCCGCCGGCGGUGCUGGACACGGGGCAAGGAUUCAAGCUGGUCCGGUCCUAGCGGCAC
Cololabis saira (Pacific saury) is the source of this 2161-nucleotide messenger RNA. Its product is annotated as transmembrane protein 168-like. The record is from RefSeq and is a predicted model, not a curated record. The transcript has 5 exons. Bases 29 to 2155 code for a protein of 708 amino acids. Lineage: Eukaryota; Metazoa; Chordata; Actinopteri; Beloniformes; Belonidae.